Ctenopharyngodon idella (grass carp) is the source of this 5942-nucleotide messenger RNA. RefSeq names its product ankyrin repeat domain 6b (gene ankrd6b). Gene Ontology annotation, molecular function: protein binding. The coding region runs from base 751 to 2886 and encodes 711 amino acids. Lineage: Eukaryota; Metazoa; Chordata; Actinopteri; Cypriniformes; Xenocyprididae. The record is from RefSeq and is a predicted model, not a curated record. The transcript has 15 exons.
UCUUACCUUAUCUAAAACAUUUGAAUUUAUAGUGUAUAUAUUUAAAAAUGUAAGUUUAUUAUUUUAUGAAUUAAAAAUUGAAUUUAAUAUUUUAUCAAUUGUAUUAAGAUAUGGGGACAUGAAAAUGCACUACAUAAUAAGAAUGACCUCUCUGAUACAUGACGUUUGUUUGAAAAAUAGGACAGAGACAAGUAAGGAAAUGUCACAGAAGGCCUUCAAGCCAUAAUUGAGGUCAGACACGAGACAAUUUAACAAUCUUUAUCUCAUACAGUUAAAGGACAGAUAAGAAGAUAAAUAAACUAGAACUUGCCGGCAGCCUCAAACCAGUGUUUUAUCUUUUAUCUAGUGCAUUGAUAUUUUAUUAUUGUGCUGCAAAUAUACUAACAUUACAAUAUUAAAAGAUUAUCUGAUAAUCUGUUUUUUAUGCAAUUAUAAUAAAACCAGCUAUUUUGCCAUGCAGAUUUCUAAGAGGACAUUUACAUCAUCGUUUGUUUGCAUGUUAUGUCUAAUAUCUGGGCUGAUGUAUGUUCCAUUAACACUAUAAAUACAGCAGCCAGAACACACUGUGUGAAAUGGGCAGCCUGACAUGAGUGUUGUCUGUUACAUAAGUCACAGCUCUGAUGAUUAUUUCUCUUUGUGACAUGGUCUCCUGACUGCAGUAGCACAAGGCUGGUCCUCUGGGAGAUUAACCAGCGAGCUAAAACAGUAGAAAAGAGGACUGAUGAUGUCAUAUAUUCACCCUGCUGGCUAAUGCAAAUUCAAAACGGCAGAACACCUCUGCAUUUGGCUGCCUAUAAGGGCCACAUUGCUGUUGUGAGGAUUCUGCUUGCAGCUGGUUGUGACCUGGAUAUUCAAGAUGAUGGUGACCAGACAGCCUUACACAGAGCAGCUGUGGUGGGAAACACUGAUGUCAUCUCAGCUCUCAUUCAGGAAGGAUGUGCACUAGAUAGACAAGACAAGGAUGGGAACACUGCUUUACAUGAGGCUGCGUGGCACGGCUUCAGUCAGUCUGUCAAACUGCUGGUGAAGGCUGGAGCCAACGUUCAUGCUAAAAACAAGGCAGGAAACACGGCUCUUCAUCUGGCGUGUCAGAAUGGUCAUGCUCAGAGCUCUAAAGUUCUGCUGCUGGGCGGCUCUCGGCCUGACAGUAAGAAUAACGUAGGUGACACGUGUCUGCAUGUGUCUGCCCGAUAUAACCAUGUGAGUGUGAUUCGAGCGCUCCUCGGUGCCAUCUGCUCAGUGACUGAAAGAAAUCACGCAGGAGACACAGCUUUACAUAUUGCAGCUGCUCUGAAUCACAGGAAGACUGUACGCAUGUUACUGGAGGCUGGGGCGGAUAGCCGCAUCAAAAACAAUACAGGAGAGACGGCCCUCGAUCAGGCUCGUGAAAAUGAUAAUCCUGAAGUGGCACUGCUGCUCACCAAAGCCCCACAGAGCUUCACUCGAGGACGCACUGUGAGGAAGAGGAGGGACAAGAUGAAGACUGAGGGUCGAGCACAGUCAGUCCCUCGUGAUGAGAUGCUGCCAAGAAAGGACAGUGUAUCUCCAGCCAAUGAUACUCACGGCAGUGACAGUUCUCUCCGCCAGAAUGACAAUGUGUUUGUCACAGAGGCAUGUGCAAACAAAAACAUCAACAAGAAAGUCAAAGAGAGGCUGUCACCAUCAGAUGCCCUCAUUCGAAGACAAAAUAAACACAGCGAUCAUAAGAAGAAGAGUAAAACAGAGAGAUCAUGUCCAUCAGCUCCUCCUCCUCCUCCUCAUAACUACAAGGCGUACCAGCUCUAUACUCUCUACAGAGACAAAGAUGGCAAGAUCAUGCAGGCCCCAUUGAAUGGCUGCAGGUGUGAGCCUCUCAUUAAUAAACUGGAGAAUCAGCUCAUGGCAACUAAAGAGGAAAUGCAAUCAGAGAUUCAUACUGUACAAGAGCUUAUGAACAGCAAGAUGGGGCAACUGGACCGCAAGAACAAACAUCAGAUCAGAGCUCUAGAUAAGAUCACUUUAGAGAGAGUGUCUGCUGAGAGGAUUGAAUGUUUACAUCGAAUUGACAAGAGAGCCAUACAGGAACGCUUGGAAGGAGAAAAAAGACAGCAGGCUUCAGUUGUCAGCGAUCUCAAGAACUGGUGCCUUUCUAAGAUCCAAAGUUUGGAGACGCGUCUCUCUGGCGAUCGCUGCAACACCAAGUUACGGCGCUCCUCGUCCCUCACCGACACACUUUCAGAUUGGGAUCCCCAUUCCCACACAGCUGUACCGGACACAUCUGGGGGCAGAGCAUGUUACUCUCCAUCAACAAACCAACCUGAGGCAAAAGAUGGAAGAGAGACUGCAGCAGCGACCACGUGUCCUGAAGAUGGAUCUGCCGGUUACUAUGUGAUCGAGGUGGACGUCUCACCAGAUAAGCAGUCGUCACAGAAUCAAUCUGCGCCUCAGUCUCCUUGUAUAGUCCGGCCUAAACAACGAUCACGGGCCUGUAGUGACCCCCACAGAGUGCAAGAUGAGCCUCAGGAUUCGAGUCUAGAGCUAAGACGUGUCCCUGAUCAGUGCUGCGAGCAGGAAUGUGAGCUCGAUCACAGGAACCUCAAAAGACGCACCCAACAAAGAGCAAAGACCAAACAAAACGCACAAACCUUGACAAGUUUAGGAGACCACCGCACUGCCGAGGCUUCCUUCGCCCAGGAGCGGGAGAACAUGCAUGCGCUGGAGGUUACGCAGUACUUUUUUGAUGCCGUGACUCUGCAGAUGGAGCGCUGGUAUGAACGGAAGAUCGAGGAAGCGCGCCGGCAAGCCAACCAGAGAGCCCAAGCUGACAGAACCACACUGCUGGACAGAAUAAGCUACCUUGAAAAUGAGCUCAGACUGCUGAGAACUAACAAACAGGAGGAGAGCUAGUAUAUAAGACACCACUGGUGUAGCAGACACUGUAACUCACGAGGUUCCGGAUGGAUUAGUGAAGUUCGAUAGAGCAGCUAACACAUGUAGAUAACACUGCAGUAACAAACGCCAGGAGUAGUAGCAUCUAAACAGAGUUUGAUCUGAAACAUACUCUACGCAAGUGCUUGAAUGCAAACACUUCUCGAUUUCGCUGCUUGUGUUCUGAAAUUUGCCAGAACACAAUUCAUAAUGAAGGGCAAGUAGCAGCGCCAUACAGUGCAACAGUUGAAUUCUGGAAGUAAAAUACCCAUUCAUUUUCUCUCUAGGGGAAUUGAUUUUUUUAGCGACAACUUAGCAACCUUUAAAGACAUACCUAAUGUGAAAUACGAGGUUGUUAACUGUUAUAUGCUUUUGUUGAAGCCAUCCGUUCACAUUAUUUCAACUUAUUUUUAAAAUACUUGUUUAACAGCUGAAUUUGUGGUGAAAAAACUACAUUCCCCAUGAUGCUGUCCAUAAAAUUCCACCAAUCAGAGAGUUGCAGAGAGCAAAUCGUGCCAGAAGUGUUUGUAGGAAACGCCCACUACCAUAAUGCACCACAAAUGACUAUGCUGUCAAAAGUCACUCUGAAAUCAAAAAAAGACUGUUGCUGUUUAUUAUAAAUGAUUUAUCCAUGCACAUCAUUAUUUUUUUAAAAUUCAUAUGCCUUCUUUAAUCAAAAACGUUCACCUCCCCCUCAAAACAACAUGUGUUUUGGCGGAGGGUGGGACUAAAUAUCCUCCACAACUGACUGCAAGCUGACAUUCAGAAAAGCCUCCAUAUUUAGUAAGCAAUGUCCUACAAUCCAGUCAAUUCCCAAAGGGCGAAAUCAAGUCCCGCCCUACAUUUUUCUCAUUCCAGAAGCCAUUUCACUUGGCUAUACGUCACAAUAGGGAAGAAUAGACUAGCGCAUCUUCCGUUUCAUGCCGACAUUAAAUAUUUGUGUAUAUAUAUGUAUGUAUACACACAUAUAAAUGCAUAUUUUGCAAUAAACUUUCUAUAGAUAUAAUCAAUAACUUUAAAUGAGUAGUUUUUAUGUCUCCAUUUUAAAUUUGAAUUGCCAUUUGCAGUGCUUCAUGGGAUUGUAGUUCUUUCCCUCAUCCCUUUUUGUCCGAUUUUCAAAUAAUUUUUUGCUUCAAAUCAAAGUUUAUACUAUUGUGAUUCAUCUUGUAGCUGGUUGGCUUGGUUCAUGGCUUAUAAUUCUUUAAUGAAGACUUUUAAAAAAAAUAAAAUUAAUGGAAAAAAUACUUCCGAAGCCAACGCCACUGAAAAAGUGGGCGGGCAGCACUGUCGCACUCUAUAGUCUUGGCAUAAAUUGUCUGCUGAGGUUUUUUGCCGCCACAGAAAAGCAAGAACACACUUGCAUGCUUUCAAAGCCCUCUUCAAGAAUUUGUGUCUGCAUUUGUGUACUUGUGUGGAUUAUGUGUUUGGCUUUACAGUCAUCAUGACAAAUCAUCACCACCAAAGAUCUGUUUAAUCUCCAGGGGCCUCAUUUAUAAAGCGUGCGUACGCACAGAUUUGAUCUUAGAGUUUGCGUACGCUUAAAUCCACGCCAAUGCUCAUAUUUAUAAAAACGGUCUUUGACAUGGAAAAGUGCUUAAAGCCACGUCAGGGUCUGAGCAGACGUACACACUUUUUCUGGUCAGAUUACUGCAGGUUUUUGGAAAUCUAAGCUAUUCUUGCAGCUCGCUAAGGAUUUGGACGAUGACUGUUGAUCUUUUAUAUGUAAAUGACAUUAAUUAGGUGUUGUUUACAACGCGGGGAACUGAAACCAUUCAAGUUCAAGAUCAUUUGCGAUUGAUUUCACACCUGAAAGAGAGGCGUACGCUCGUUUUCUGUGUGUACGUUCUUUCUAUGAAUCACACGUACGCACAUCUGAGAAAUGAUCGUAAGAUCAAAUUUAGGACGGUUUCUGCGCAACAUUUUAUAAAUGAGGCCCGAGAUUUUAACCUCUGGUAAAGCGCUUCUGAUUUCUAAGCUACAUAGACAUUUCUGUUUCAUUGUGAAAAGAAAAUUCAAAGGACAAAAACUGUUUUCUUAAUUAUAUAACAUAACAUUAUAACAUAGCAUUAAGAAUAUGACAUGAACACUAUUACUCCAGUAGUAAUACCCAAAUUUAGUCAAAGGGUCUAAAUUAUGCCACUAUUUUGAUGGAUGUUUGCCAGAUCAUAUAAAAUCAGUGAACAAUGGAGCAGUGACAAAAAAGUAACAAAAUCUAUCACAGCAAACACUGUGAUAAAAAUAAGUAUUAGUUUAUUUUGACUUUCUACUUUCUUGCACAAAAUGAAAGGUCUUAACCUGUGAUGUUUAAUUGAUAAUAUCAAUGUAGUUUGAAUUGAAUAGUGUGAAUUUUUCAUAUUGCAUUUGCACAAUAUUGGUAGAUAAGUAAUCUAAUUUAAGAUUUUUUUUAAUCAUUCAUUCAACAAAAUUCAGAACACAUGGGUAGGGAAAAAGUAAGUCUAUCUCUCUCUGUGGUGAAAUGUGUUGGGGUUGGUACAGUGGUAAAAAUCAAAUGACUGAGAUGUCAAAGGCAGACAAAAAUAGCCCACUUUUCACCAGUCAGUUGAGCCCAGUAACUGUCAAUUCAUUUUGACUUCCAAGAUUCACAAAUGUUGACUGAUUCUGUCACCACUGUGCACUUGAUCAAGACACUUCACCUCACACCACUCCAUGAAGACUGAACGUGUAAUCUGUAGAUCAUUGUUAGUACUGUUAAAAAAAAAAAAGAGAAAAAAGAAAAGAGAAAUCAUGGUCACUAUAAUUUCAAACUGCCGUAUAAAAUUUCUUAAUUGCCAGUGGCUAUUGGUGUUGAUUUUGAACUAUGUAAAAAAGUUUUUGACUGUGUCUUGACAAAUGUUAACAACUAAUAUGUAAUGAACACUUUUUGUUUUUUAUAUACAUGUACAAUUACUAUAAUUGUUUACAGCUGCUUUAAAGGGAAAGACAUUAUUUACUAUGUCAUACAGCUGUAUGAUCUGUAAAUCAAAAAUGAAUGUUUAAUAAACUACAUCCAUGUAAAUUUGUAGACAAAAAACAGC